UUUUUUCAAUUGCAUCUAACUCAUCUGAUGAAUCCAAUGGCAAAUGUGAGGAGGAAAGUUAUGUUGAGGAUAGUGAACCUACUAGUAAAAGUUUAGGUAGUUAUAGCAUGGACUUGCUUCAGGAAAGUCCUGGAACCGAAUUAACCUCCCAUCUGUCUGCUGACCUUGCAUUGCAAGUUGUUCAGGGACUCACAGCUGAACCCAUAACAAGGCAGUUAACCAAAGAUGAACAGAAGAGGCAGGAAAGUGAGCAUGCCGACCUGGAGUCCUCCAUAUUUGAUACAUUUAGCCAUUCAUUAGAUCAAUCCCCUGAGUCAGACACUUCAACCAUCAGAGAGGAUUUUGAGUCAUUUAAUAACACAAUAGUCUUCCAAAGUGAAGAAGGUGAUGAGAAACUUCUACCUGAUGUAAAUGAAACAGAAGUCCCAGAUUACUUUUACUCUGCUGGUCCAUGCAAUCAGGAAGCAUUGUACCAAAGAGAUGAAGCAAAGGACCUAGAAAAUAUAAUAGUAGCAUAUGGACCUCAUUUUAGAAAACCAGAUGAUGUAAAAAAGUAUCAAAUGGAAGAUGAUAAACCUGAUUCCAAAGUAUUUACUUGUCAUCUUAAUCAACCAGCAUAUUUGGAGGAAAGCACUAAACCAUUUACUAAUCCAAUCUUACUUCAGAGUGUUCAGGACAAAAAUGAAAUUGCAAAUGAAAGUCAAUUUGAAAGCAGGAGGAGAAAGAUGGGGUCAACUCAUAGUAGUCAUAAAGGUACUCAAAGUGAAGAGGAGGGUAGAGAGAGAGAAGCACAAGGAGAAACAAAAAAUACAGAGGUGAUUGCAGACAAGGGAGAAUACAUGGAAGCAGUGGAAAGAUCUUGCACAGAGUUUGAAAUGUUGAUGGAAUAUAUGGAUGGAGUUGGUAAUGAUAGGAAUGAUGGAAAAGAGAAAAAUGAGGAGACUGCCCUGACUGACCAUAGCUCUUCAUUUAGCAUUUCAAAUCAAGUGGGAAGAAACAUAGACAGUGAUAAUGUAGACAGUCUUAGAUAUUCAGUAAAGAAUGAAUUUAGCCCAUCUCAUCAAAACCCUUACCAUUUGCAACAUGAAGACACAUUAUGGGAGGAAACACUUGAUGAAUCAAAAGAAAACAAUGACUUUCCUCCAAAUCCUCCAUCAGAGCAGAGUUAUCUUGGUGAAGAGGGAACAGCCGAAAUAGAAUUCCACACCCCAGUGACCAAAAAGAAGAUUGGUUCCGCACGCAGCAGUACUCCUCUUGGUAAACGGGAAGAAGAAAAAACAGAGAAGACCCAGAAGGAGAAGAAUAUAGAAGACCAAGAGUUAAUAGAAAUGGUAGCAGAGGUCAUGAUAGCAGAAAAGACUGAGUGUGUAAAGCUAGAGAAACAUGUACACAAAAUGACAGAAUGUCAGGAUAGAGGAGACUCAGAGACAAUAUUAAAGGAGGAAGAGGUAGCAUUAGUAGGAGAACAAAAAUGUGGCAUAGAAAAAACCGAGCUUGAAGAACCUACAGAAAAAUGUAGAGGGGCAGAAGUGGUGGAAGUACAAACAGUAGCCGAGUGCGAGAGCACCCAAACUCCUAAUGACCCAGGAUUUGAAUCCAAAGCAAUAGGGAAGAGAAGAAAGAUGGGCUCUACCCGUCGAAUUCAAGAAGCACUCAACACAGAGGAAGAGAAAAUGGAAGCUGGAGAAGAUGUCAUGAUGGAUGAAAUCAUAGGGCAAAUGAUUGGAGACCCUGAAGCAGUGGAAGGGUCCUUCCCAGAGAUUGAAAUGUUGAUGGAAUCUAAGGAUGAAGCUGGUAAUGACAAGAAUGAAGGAGAAGAGAUAAAUAAUGUGACUGCCCUGACUGACCAUAGCUCUUCAUUCAAUACUUCAAUUCAAGAGGGAGGAAACAUAGAUGCUGAUGAAAUAAGCAGUGAAAGCCCAUCAAUGAUGAAAGACAACCCUGAGCUCCUAAAUCCUGACAAACAUGUAGAAGUGAAAGAGGAUCAUUCAAAAGCUGUUCCAGAGAAUAUUGCAUUGGAUAAAGAGGUCUCCAUAGUAGCAGAUAUAAAUUCUGCCCUAGAAGAGUCUGGGGUGGUAGAACCUGCAGAAAACCCUAGAGAAGCAGAGGAGGUAGAAAUAGAGAUAGCAGCUGAGUGCAAGAAAACCCAAAGUCCCUAUGACCCAGCAGCUCUUACAGCACAGAACCAGCAGUCAGAGGAUAAGGUUUGUUUAGAUCAUGAUACCUCAACUACUCAGCUUACUAAUAUAGUAGAUAUGGAACAUCUGUUAACAUCAAGUAAUGUCCUCAGAAGUACUACAGAAUCACAUCUGUCUCCGAGUUCCCCUUCACACAGUGAUGUUGGUGAAUCCAAAGCUAUAGGACGGAGAAAAAAGAUGGGGUCUACCCGUCGCAAACGAGAAGCACUCAACACAGAGGAAGAGAAAUGGGAAGCUGGAGAAAAUGUCAUGAAGGAUGAAAUCAUAGGGCAAAUGAUUGGAGACCCUGAAGCAGUGGAGAGAUCUUUCAUAGAGUUUGAAAAGCUGAUGGAAUCUAAGGAUGAAGCUGGUAAUGACAACAAUGAAGGAGAAGAGAUAAAUAAUGUGACUUCCCUGACUGACCAUAGCUCUUCAUUCAAUACUUCAAUUCAAGAGGGAGGAAACAUAGAUGCUGAUGAAAUAAGCAGUGAAAGCCCAUCAAUGAUGACAGACAACCCUGAGCUCCUAAAUCCUGACAAACAUGUAGAAGUGAAAGAGGAUCAUUCAAAAGCUGUUCCAGAGAAUAUUGCAUUGGAUAAAGAGGUAUCCAUAGUAGCAGAUAUAAAUUCUGCCCUAGAAGAGUCUGGGGUGGUAGAACCUGCAGAAAACCCUAGAGAAGCAGAGGAGGUAGAAAUAGAGAUAGCAGCUGAGUGCAAGAAAACCCAAAGUCCCUAUGAGCCAGCAGCUCUUACAGCACAGAACCAGCAGUCAGAGGAUAAGGUUUGUUUAGAUCAUGAUACCUCAACUACUCAGCUUACCAAUAUAGUAGAUAUGGAACAACUGUUAACAUCAAGUAAUGUCCUCAGAAGUACUACAGAAUCACAUCUGUCUCCGAGUUCCCCUUCACACAGCGAUGUUGGUGAAUCCAAACCUAUAGGACGGAGAAAAAAGAUGGGCUCUACCCGUUGCAAACGAGAAGCACUCAACACAGAGGAAGAGAAAUGGGAAGCUGGAGAAAAUGUCAUGAAGGAUGAAAUCAUAGGGCAAAUGAUUGGAGACCCUGAAGCAAUGGAAGGGUCCUUCCCAGAGAUUGAAAUGUUGAUGGAAUCUAAGGAUGAAGCUGGUAAUGACAACAAUGAAGGAGAAGAGAUAAAUAAUGUGACUGCCCUGACUGACCAUAGCCCUUCAUUCAGUAAUUCAAAUCAAGGAGGAAAUAUAGAUGCUGAUGAAAUAAGCAGUGAAAGCCCAUUGAUUAUGAAUGAAUUAAACCAAAGUUUUCACAACCCUGACCCCAAUUUUCCUACUUUCCAGUCCUACCAGACUGAUGACACACUGAUCUCAAGUCCAGAUUUCUCUAGCGGACAAUGUGAAGACACAUUAAUGGAGGAAAAGCUUGCUGAAUCAAAGGAAAAUAAUAAUUUUCCUCCAGAUCCUCCACCAGAGCAGACUUAUCUUGGUGAAGAGGCAACAGCGAGCAAAGGAUCCCACACCCCAGUGAAGAAACGGAAGAUGGGUUCUACUCGCAGCAGGACUCCUCACGGUAGACAGGGAGGACAGAGCGCAAAGGAGAACCAGGAGGAUGAGAAUUUGGAAGACCAAGAGUUCAUAGGAGUGGUGGGAGAGGUCAUGAUAGCAGAAACUACUGAGCCUGUAAAGCUUGAGGAACAUGUAGAACAAAUUGCAGAAGAUCAGGCUAGAGGUGACUCACACAACAUAUUAAAGGAGGAAGAGGUUGUUAUAGUAGCAGAACAAAAAUGUGGCUUAGAAAAACCUGAGCUUGUUGAAACUGCAGAAAUUCUUAGACGGGCAGAGCUGGCAGAAGUACAAAUAGUAGCUGAGUGUGAGAGCACCCAAAUUACUAAUGUCACAAGAUGUGAAUCCAAAGCAAUAGGGAAGAGAAGAAAGAUGGGCUCUACCCGUCGAAUUCGAGAAGGACACAACACAGAGGAAGAGAAAAUGGAAGCUGGAGAAGAUUUAAUGAUGGAUAAAAUCAUAGGGCAAAUGAUUGGAGAUCCUGAAGCAGUGGAGAGAUCUUUCAUAGAGUUUGAAAAGUUGAUGGAAUCUAAGGAUGAAGCUGGUAAUAACAAGAAUGAAGGAGAAGAGAUAAAUAAUGUGACUGCCCUGACUGACCAUAGCUCUUCAUUCAGUGCUUCAAUUCAAGAGGGAGGAAACAUAGAUGCUGAUGAAAUAAGCAGUGAAAGCCCAUCAAUGAUGAAAGACAACCCUGAGCUCUUAAAUCCUGACAAACAUGUAGAAGUGAAAGAGGAUCAUUCAAAAGCUGUUCCAGAGAAAGUUGCAAUGGAUAAAGAGGUCUCCAUAGUAGCAGAUAUAAAUUCUGCCCUAGAAGAAUCUGGGGUGGUAGAACCUGUAGAAAACUCUAGAGAAGAAGAUGAGGUAGAAAUAGAGAUAGCAGCUGAGUGCGAGAACACCCAAAGUCCCUAUGACUCAGCAGCUCUUACAGCAAGGAACCAACAGUCAGAGGAUAAGGUUUGUUUAGAUCAUGAUACCUCAACUACUCAGCUUACCAAUACAGUAGAUAUGGAACAACUGUUAACAUCAAGUAAUGUCCUCAGAAUUACUACAAAAUCACAUCUUUCUCCGAGUUCCCCUUCACCCAGCGAUGUUGGUGAAUCCAAAGCUAUAGGACGGAGAAAAAAGAUGGGCUCUACCCGUCGCAAACGAGAAGCACUCAACACAGAGGAAGAGAAAUGGGAAGCUGGAGAAAAUGUCAUGAAGGAUGAAAUCAUAGGGCAAAUGAUUGGAGACCCUGAAGGAAUGGAAGGGUCCUUUCCAGAGAUUGAAAUGUUGAUGGAAUCUAAGGAUGAAGCUGGUAAUGACAAGAAUGAAGGAGAAGAGAUAAAUAAUGUGACUGCCCUGACUGACCAUAGCCCUUCAUUCAGUAAUUCAAAUCAAGGAGGAAAUAUAGAUGCUGAUGAAAUAAGCAGUGAAAGCCCAUUGAUUAUGAAUGAAUUAAACCAAAGUUUUCACAACCCUGACCCCAAUUUUCCUACUUUCCAGUCCUACCAGACUGAUGACACACUGAUCUCAAGUCCAGAUUUCUCUUGCGGACAAUGUGAAGACACAUUAAUGGAGGAAAAUUUUGCUGAAUCAAAGGAAAAUAAUGAUUUUCCUCCAGAUCCUCCACCAGAGCAGACUUAUCUUAGAGAAGAGGCAACAGCGAGCAAAGGAUCCCACACCCCAGUGAAGAAACGGAAGAUGGGUUCUACUCGCAGCAGGACUCCUCACGGUAGACAGGGAGGACAGAGCGCAAAGGAGAACCAGGAGGAUGAGAAUUUGGAAGACCAAGAGUUCAUAGGAGUGGUGGGAGAGGUCAUGAUAGCAGAAACUACUGAGCCUGUAAAGCUUGAGGAACAUGUAGAACAAAUUGCAGAAGAUCAGGCUAGAGGUGACUCACACAACAUAUUAAAGGAGGAAGAGGUUGUUAUAGUAGCAGAACAAAAAUGUGGCUUAGAAAAACCUGAGCUUGUUGAAACUGCAGAAAUUCUUAGACGGGCAGAGCUGGCAGAAGUACAAAUAGUAGCUGAGUGUGAGAGCACCCAAAUUACUAAUGUCACAAGAUGUGAAUCCAAAGCAAUAGGGAAGAGAAGAAAGAUGGGCUCUACCCGUCGAAUUCGAGAAGGACACAACACAGAGGAAGAGAAAAUGGAAGCUGGAGAAGAUUUAAUGAUGGAUAAAAUCAUAGGGCAAAUGAUUGGAGAUCCUGAAGCAGUGGAGAGAUCUUUCAUAGAGUUUGAAAAGUUGAUGGAAUCUAAGGAUGAAGCUGGUAAUGACAAGAAUGAAGGAGAAGAGAUGAAUGAUGUGACUGCCCUGACUGACCAUAGCUCUUCAUUCAGUGCUUCAAUUCAAGAGGGAGGAAACAUAGAUGCUGAUGAAAUAAGCAGUGAAAGCCCAUCAAUGAUGAAAGACUUAAACGAAAAUCUUCACAGACCUUACACUGAUGUUCCUACCUUACAGUCCUACCAGACUGAUGACACACUAAACUCAAAUCCGACCAUCUCUGGUUUGAAACAUGAACACACAUUAAAGGAGGAAGCACUUGAUGAAUCAGUGGAAAACAUGAAGUUUCCACCAGAUCCUCCAUCAGAGCAGAGUUAUUUUAAUGAAGAGGGAACAGCCGAGAUAGACUCCCACACCCCAGUAACCAAAGAGAUGAUGGGUUCCACUCACACCAGGACUCCUAAUGGUAGUGAGGGAGAGGAAAGGAGAGAGGGUGGAAAGGAAGAGAAAAUGGAAGCGGGAGAAGAUUUAAUGAUGGAUAAAAUCAUAGGGCAAAUGAUUGGAGAUCCUGAAGCAGUGGAGAGAUCUUUCAUAGAGUUUGAAAAGUUGAUGGAAUCUAAGGAUGAAGCUGGUAAUGACAAGAAUGAAGGAGAAGAGAUGAAUGAUGUGACUGCCCUGACUGACCAUAGCUCUUCAUUCAGUGCUUCAAUUCAAGAGGGAGGAAACAUAGAUGCUGAUGAAAUAAGCAGUGAAAGCCCAUCAAUGAUGAAAGACAACCCUGAGCUCUUAAAUCCUGACAAACAUGUAGAAGUGAAAGAGGAUCAUUCAAAAGCUGUUCCAGAGAAAGUUGCAAUGGAUAAAGAGGUCUCCAUAGUAGCAGAUAUAAAUUCUGCCCUAGAAGAAUCUGGGGUGGUAGAACCUGCAGAAAACCCUAGAGAAGCAGAUGAGGUAGAAAUAGAGAUAGCAGCUGAGUGCGAGAACACCCAAAGUCCCUAUGACUCAGCAGCUCUUACAGCAAGGAACCAACAGUCAGAGGAUGAGGUUUGUUUAGAUCAUGAUACCUCAACUACUCAGCUUACCAAUAUAGUAGAUAUGGAACAACUGUUAACACCAAGUAAUGUCCUCAGAAUUACUACAGAAUCACAUCUGUCUCCGAGUUCCCCUUCACACAGUGAUGUUGGUGAAUCCAAACCUAUAGGACGGAGAAAAAAGAUGGGCUCUACCCGUCGCAAACGAGAAGCACUCAACACAGAGGAAGAGAAAUGGGAAGCUGGAGAAAAUGUCAUGAAGGAUGAAAUCAUAGGGCAAAUGAUUGGAGACCCUGAAGGAAUGGAAGGGUCCUUUCCAGAGAUUGAAAUGUUGAUGGAAUCUAAGGAUGAAGCUGGUAAUGACAACAAUGAAGGAGAAGAGAUAAAUAAUGUGACUGCUCUGACUGACCAUAGCUCUUCAUUCAGUAAUUCAAAUCAAGAAGGAGGAAAUAUAGAUGCUGAUGAAAUAAGCAGUGAAAGCCCAUUGAUUAUGAAUGAAUUAAACCAAAGUUUUCACAACCCUGACCCCAAUUUUCCUACUUUCCAGUCCUACCAGACUGAUGACACACUGAUCUCAAGUCCAGAUUUCUCUAGCGGACAAUGUGAAGACACAUUAAUGGAGGAAAAUUUUGCUGAAUCAAAGGAAAAUAAUGAUUUUCCUCCAGAUCCUCCACCAGAGCAGACUUAUCUUGGAGAAGAGGCAACAGCGAGCAAAGGAUCCCACACCCCAGUGAAGAAACGGAAGAUGGGUUCUACUCGCAGCAGGACUCCUCACGGUAGACAGGGAGGACAGAGCGCAAAGGAGAACCAGGAGGAUGAGAAUUUGGAAGACCAAGAGUUCAUAGGAGUGGUGGGAGAGAUCAUGAUAGCAGAAACUACUGAGCCUGUAAAGCUUGAGGAACAUGUAGAAAAAAUUGCAGAGGAUCAGGCUAGAGGUGACUCACACAACAUAUUAAAGGAGGAAGAGGUUGUUAUAGUAGCAGAACAAAAAUGUGGCUUAGAAAAACCUGAGCUUGUUGAAACUGCAGAAAUUCUUAGACGGGCAGAGCUGGCAGAAGUACAAAUAGUAGCUGAGUGUGAGAGCCCCCAAAUUACUAAUGUCACAAGAUGUGAAUCUAAAUCAAUAGGGAAGAGAAGAAAGAUGGGCUCUACCCGUCGAAUUCGAGAAGGACACAACACAGAGGAAGAGAAAAUGGAAGCUGGAGAAGAUUUAAUGAUGGAUAAAAUCAUAGGGCAAAUGAUUGGAGAUCCUGAAGCAGUGGAGAGAUCUUUCAUAGAGUUUGAAAAGUUGAUGGAAUCUAAGGAUGAAGCUGGUAAUGACAAGAAUGAAGGAGAAGAGAUAAAUGAUGUGACUGCCCUGACUGACCAUAGCUCUUCAUUCAGUACUUCAAUUCAAGAGGGAGGAAACAUAGAUGCUGAUGAAAUAAGCCGUGAAAGCCCAUCAAUGAUGAAAGACAACCCUGAUCUCCUAAAUCCUGACAAACAUGUAGAAGUGGCAGAGGAUAAUUCAAAAGCUGUUCCAGAGAAAGUUGCAAUGGAUAAAGAGGUCUCCAUAGUAGCAGAUAUAAAUUCUGCCCUAGAAGAGUCUGGGGUGGUAGAACCUGCAGAAAACCCUAGAGAAGCAGAUGAGGUAGAAAUAGAGAUAGCAGCUGAGUGCAAGAAAACCCAAAGUCCCUAUGACUCAGCAGCUCUUACAGCAAGGAACCAACAGUCAGAGGAUGAGGUUUGUUUAGAUCAUGAUACCUCAACUACUCAGCUUACCAAUAUAGUAGAUAUGGAACAUCUGUUAACAUCAAGUAAUGUCCUCAAAAUUACUACAGAAUCACAUCUGUCUCCGAGUUCCCCUUCACACAGUGAUGUUGGUGAAUCCAAAGCUAUAGGACGGAGAAAAAAGAUGGGCUCUACCCGUCGCAAACGAGAAGCACUCAACACAGAGGAAGAGAAAUGGGAAGCUGGAGAAAAUGUCAUGAAGGAUGAAAUCAUAGGGCAAAUGAUUGGAGACCCUGAAGCAAUGGAAGGGACCUUUCCAGAGAUUGAAAUGUUGAUGGAAUCUAAGGAUGAAGCUGGUAAUGACAACAAUGAAGGAGAAGAGAUAAAUAAUGUGACUGCCCUGACUGACCAUAGCCCUUCAUUCAGUAAUUCAAAUCAAGGAGGAAAUAUAGAUGCUGAUGAAAUAAGCAGUGAAAGCCCAUUGAUUAUGAAUGAAUUAAACCAAAGUUUUCACAACCCUGACCCCAAUUUUCCUACUUUCCAGUCCUACCAGACUGAUGACACACUGAUCUCAAGUCCAGAUUUCUCUAGCGGACAAUGUGAAGACACAUUAAUGGAGGAAAAUUUUGCUGAAUCAAAGGAAAAUAAUGAUUUUCCUCCAGAUCCUCCACCAGAGCAGACUUAUCUUGGAGAAGAGGCAACAGCGAGCAAAGGAUCCCACACCCCAGUGAAGAAACGGAAGAUGGGUUCUACUCGCAGCAGGACUCCUCACGGUAGACAGGGAGAACAGAGUGCAAAGGAGAACCAGGAGGAUGAGAAUUUGGAAGACCAAGAGUUCAUAGGAGUGGUGGGAGAGGUCAUGAUAGCAGAAACUACUGAGCCUGUAAAGCUUGAGGAACAUGUAGAACAAAUUGCAGAAGAUCAGGCUAGAGGUGACUCACACAACAUAUUAAAGGAGGAAGAGAUUGUUAUAGUAGCAGAACAAAAAUGUGGCUUAGAAAAACCUGAGCUUGUUGAAACUGCAGAAAUUCUUAGACGGGCAGAGCUGGCAGAAGUACAAAUAGUAGCUGAGUGUGAGAGCACCCAAAUUACUAAUGUCACAAGAUGUGAAUCUAAAUCAAUAGGGAAGAGAAGAAAGAUGGGCUCUACCCGUCGAAUUCGAGAAGGACACAACACAGAGGUAGAGAAAAUGGAAGCUGGAGAAGAUUUAAUGAUGGAUAAAAUCAUAGGGCAAAUGAUUGGUGAAUCUGACGCAGUGGAGAGGUCUUUCAUAGAGUUUGAAAAGCUGAUGGAAUCUAAGGAUGAAGCUGGUAAUGACAAGAAUGAAGGAGAAGAGAUAAAUGAUGUGACUGCCCUGACUGACCAUUGCUCUUCAUUAAGUUCUUCAAAUCAAGAGGGAAGAAACAUAGAUGCUCAUGAUAUUGGCAAUGAAAGUCCACCAAUAAUUAAUGAAUUAAACCAAACUCUUGACAACACUAACCCUCAUGUUACUACUUUACAGUCUUACCACACUGAUGAGACACUGAUCUCAUGUCCUGAUAUCUCUGGUGGGCAACGUGAAUACACAUUAAUGGAGGGAAAGCUUGAUGAAUCAAAAGAAAACAUAUCCUUUCCUCCAGAUCCUCCAUCAGAGCAGAGUUUUCUUGGAGAACAGGGAACAGUGGGCAAAAGACCCCACUCCCCAGUGAAGAGAAGGACGAUGGGUUCUUCUCGCAUUAGGACUGCUCACGGUAGACAGGGAGGACAGGGAACAGAGAAGAUCCGGGAGGAGAAUGAUAUAGAAGAUCAAGAGUUCACAGGUGUGAUGGGAGGGUUCAUGAUAGCAGAAAAGCCUGUGCCUGUAAUGCUUGAGGAACCUGUAGAAAAAAUGACAGAAGAUCAGGCUAGUUUUGACUCAGAGGCCAUAGUAAAGGAGGAAGCGGUUGCAAAAGCAGCAGACCAAGAAUGUGGCAUAGAAAAUCCUGAGCUUGUCGAACCUGCAGAAAACAUUGAAGGGGUAGAAGUACAAAAAGUAGUGUGUGAGAGCACCCAAAUUCUUUAUGACCCAGCAGUUCUUAUGGCAGAGAGCCAACAGUCAGGAUAUAUGGUUUGUUUAGAUCCUGAUUCCUCAACUAUUCAGCUUUCCCAUGCAGUAGACAUCGAACAUCAUCUAUCAACAUCAUGUAUUAACCCCAGAGAUCCUUCAAAAUCAUCUCUGUCUCUGAGUUCCCAUUCUCCCAAGGAUGUUGGUGAAUCCAAAACUAUUAGGAGAAGAAAGAUGGGCUCUACCCGUCGCAUCCGAGAAGGACUCAACACAGUGGAAGAGAAAAGGGAAGCUGGAGAUAAUGAAAUCAUGGGGCAAAUGAUUGGAGAUCCUGAAGUCAUGGAGGGUGGGAUUGAAAUGUUGAUGGAAUCUAAGGAUGAAGCUGGCAAUGACAAGAAUGAAGGAGAGAUUAAUGAGUCCUACCUGAAUGAUGACACACUGAACUCAAAUCCUGACAUCUCUAGUUUGUGCCACGGAGACAGAUUUAUGGAGGACAAGCUUGAUAAAUCAAUGGAAAAUGAGAGGUUUCCCCCAGAUCAUUCCUCAGUGCAGAGUGUUCUUGUUGAAGAGGUAACAUUGUGCAAAGAGACACACACACCAGUGAAGAAAAUUGAGAUGGGUUCUACUCACAGCAGGACUUCUCAAGAUAGGCAGGUAGAGGAAAGAGCAGAGAAGAGCCCGGGGAAGGAGAAUAUAGAAGAUCAAGAGGUCAUAGGAGAGGUCAUGAUAGCAGAAAAGAAUGCACCUGUUAAGCUUGAGGAACUCGUUGAUAAUGUGAUAAAGGAUGCGGCUAAACGUGACCUAGAGACCAAAGAGGAAGACUUAGUAGAAGGAACAUUUCCUGAUUCCCAACCUUGUAUGAUUGUUGGUGAACCCAAAGGUGUAGAGAAGAGAAGAAAGAUGGGAUCUACCCGUCGGACACGAGAAGGUUUCCAUACGGAGGAAGAACAGAGGAAGCCUGAAGAAAAGAUAAUGGAGGAAGAGUUCAGAGGGGAAACCAUCAAAGAUUCAGAAGUCAGUGUUGUUUUGGACCAAUUACAAGAGGAACACAGGCCUGAAGACCAACAGGAGAGACCAAACACAGGGACAGAGGAUGUUGCCUCAAGCACUGGUAUGAGUGCAGAAGGGUCUGAACAAGUGACUCCAGCUCUGCAACCUGGCCCUGCGAAUAUAAUUGAUCAAAAAAAGGGAGGGCAUGCAAACAAGAGCCCAGUUGCCAGAAUGCCGAAACAACCACCAGGUACCUUAGGAAGCUCUGGCUCUAGAUCAAACCCCUACAACGUGGUGAUUGUUGGAAAUAGUAGUGUGGGCAAAACCUCCUUCAUUAAGUACUUUCAAAGUGGCAAGUUCUCUAUAGACCACUCUGCUACCAUUGGUAUUGAUACUUGUAUACAGUCUCUAACAGUGGAUGGCAGCCAUGUGACUUUACAAUUAUGGGAUACUGCAGGUCAAGAAAGGUAUCACAGCAUCACCAGACAAGUGUUCCAUAAAGCCCAGGGUCUCCUUCUGAUGUAUGACAUCACUUCCUCUCAGAGUUUCUUUGAUGUCCGCUACUGGGCCAACUGUAUUCAGGAAGGGGCCCCAGAUGAUGUGGUCCUCAUACUCCUUGGGAACAAGGCAGAUUGUGCUGAACCAGAAAGACAGGUUCAGACGCAUGAGGGGAAGAACCUGGCAAAGGAGUACAACAUGCUCUUUAUGGAAUGCAGUGCCGCUACAGGAGACAAUGUGAUUCUCUCUAUGGAAAACCUUGCUAGGAUGCUGAGACAACAGGGAGAGAAGACGAGGCAAGAAGAGAAGAGCUUGAUAUUGCAGAAAGAACCUCCAAAGAAGAAGUCAGGCUGUUGCUGAUCAAGGAGCAGAUCUCAUAACCACAUUUCAUUAUUGGCAGCACUCAAGCACAUUAACAUGCACACACAAAGACGCAUCUCUGCCUUAUAAGCUCUUAUGAAAGUACUUCAACUUAUAAAUAUUCCAUAUGUAAUACAUCCUGUUAAGUGAGACAACUAUGCGGUAUUAGAAUUGUGACACUUGCAAUCCUCCUUAUAUUUUAUCUUUUUUUAACUCUUUUUGUGGGAUAAAUAAUGCAAUAAUAAAGAGAUAUACACUCUUAGAUUUAUUUUCCAUUUCAUUUCAUUUUUGAGAUGAAGCAUUUAAAAUCAUAAGAACUGGUUUUGGAAGAAAGGGUUUUUUAAAUAUUAUUUGUACGUCAGGAAGGAUUUUUUGGAAUGCAGGUGGAGUUCUAUAUAGAACUAAAUAUAAUAUUUCCUCUACUGCACAGUGAUUUUAAGAAUUGUUUAUUUUAAUAUCUGUAUUUUUAUUUCCCCAAAAAUAUAAAUAACAUGUUCCUGAACUGUUAAACUAAUCCAAACUGUUAGUUUAUGGAUUUGUUUUUUCCAGUUUAGAUGAUUAACACGCUCCCAGUAUACAAUAAUCCCUACACAGGUAAUCAUUCUGAAUUUACACUCUUUUGAUAUCCUAACUCUGGCUGGAAAUGCACAUUAGUUUGCAAGCUAGCAUAAUGUGUCUUGUGCACUGAUUUGGCCUGUAAACCAAUAGUUUCCUAACUCAGUUGUUAGAGGCAAAAAAAAUAAACUUUCUACUCAGCAUCA
Esox lucius (northern pike) is the source of this 13285-nucleotide messenger RNA. It is a transcript of the gene rab44, whose product is annotated as RAB44, member RAS oncogene family. NCBI's taxonomy places the organism in Eukaryota, Metazoa, Chordata, Actinopteri, Esociformes, Esocidae. The record is from RefSeq and is a predicted model, not a curated record. The transcript has 9 exons. The coding region runs from base 108 to 12524 and encodes 4138 amino acids. Gene Ontology annotation, molecular function: GTPase activity; GTP binding.